GUGUAGUUUAGGAGCUCUUUGCAUUCCAUUUCUUGCUGCAGUUAUUCAAAGAUGUGACCUGUGCAAUAUUUUUAUAGGAUAGUCAUUUAACAGAGAGCUGCGAAGAGCUUGACAACAGAGAAACUAGCAGAGGGCCUGUGUCUUGGGGCAUGCCACCUUCUGUAGUACAGCGAGCUCAGUCGACAUCUUGCCUUGACCUUACUACACCUGCAGACAUCGACAAGCUAAGAGCCCUGUUACCAUCCUACCGUCCCGCCCCUGACUAUGAGACAGCAGUGCAACAGAAGUACCAUGGAGCUGGACACACCUCAGGGAAUUUAAACAUUAGACCUAGUCAUCAAAUUGGAAUUUUAUAUAGCAGCCAGCCUGAAAUACAUCAGACUCACGUCCAAGAGAAUCUUUGUUCGUAUGGUUAUUACAAGCAUUAUCCUGAUGUUACACAAGUGGAACGACUGUACCUGGAAUCUAGAAGUGAGGAACCACAACGGAUGAUGAACGGAAGUGUGGACCAUAACUCUCAUGUAGUGCUUCCAACACUACACACUUACAGUACUCCUGAAUUGGAUACUGUGGAGAACCACCUGAUCCAGGGAUUGCAGCUCCUGCACCUGUACAAACCACCGCCUCCAUACCCCAUCAGUCGACCAAGCAGCAACAGCACUCCAGAUCUUGCAUCAAAAACACUGAGUCCUCCACAGCCAACUUUUAUUAACCCGCAGGUCAGUGGAUCCAGCCCUGACUUGGUAUCAUCAAGGAGUCUUGGUCCAGGCAGACACCAGCAAUAUCACCAUCAUCAUCAUCAUCAUCAUCAUCAUCAUCAUCAUUAACCAGUGAAUCAUCAUCAGCA
Messenger RNA from Cryptotermes secundus, 847 nucleotides. Its product is annotated as tyrosine-protein phosphatase non-receptor type 14-like. The coding region runs from base 150 to 827 and encodes 225 amino acids. The record is from RefSeq and is a predicted model, not a curated record. NCBI's taxonomy places the organism in Eukaryota, Metazoa, Arthropoda, Insecta, Blattodea, Kalotermitidae. The transcript is spliced from 5 exons.